This is a messenger RNA of Brienomyrus brachyistius, 2071 nucleotides long. It is a transcript of the gene f2, whose product is annotated as coagulation factor II (thrombin). Gene Ontology annotation, molecular function: serine-type endopeptidase activity; calcium ion binding. The transcript has 14 exons. The record is from RefSeq and is a predicted model, not a curated record. Lineage: Eukaryota; Metazoa; Chordata; Actinopteri; Osteoglossiformes; Mormyridae. Gene Ontology annotation, biological process: blood coagulation; platelet activation; proteolysis. The coding region runs from base 148 to 2004 and encodes 618 amino acids. Gene Ontology annotation, cellular component: extracellular region.
UAGGGGGGGACUAUGGUUCAAUAGUAAUUCAAUAUUAACCAGAAAGGCUCAUGUAAAGUGUGCUUCGGGGGAGGGGGUGUUUGGUGAAGAUUUGAGGUGGGAUUUUAGGCAGGCAGUGGUUCAGUGAGGAUCCAGCCAUCCGAGACGAUGAGCAGAAUAGCAGUAUCUGUCCUCUUUGUACUUCUGUCUGCUUUCUUUCACGCUGCAGUUGGUGAAAAAGUAUUUCUCGAUCCCAAAUCGGCCUCUCAAGUCUUCAUCCGACCGAGGCGAGCCAAUACAUUGCUAGAGGAAGUCAAGCCGGGGAAUUUGGAGAGAGAGUGCAUUGAGGAGGUCUGCAACUAUGAGGAAGCACGCGAGGUGUAUGAGAACGUUGACACUGCGGGGACGUUUUGGCACAUAUACGAAGUUUGUACAGGCACCAAAAUGCUGAGGAGCAAAGAAAGUUUAAGUGUACUCAGAGCAUGUUUGGAUUCCAAUGGAACUUGCAUUAUGGGAAUUGGACUGAAUUACCAGGGGAAUUCUGCAGUGACAAUAUCAGGGAAGACCUGUCAGUACUGGAAAAGUAAUUUCCCACACAAAAUCACGGAGUUUAACGUUUCACUUGAUGCGAGCCUGACACAGAACCACUGUAGGAACCCUGACAAGAGCCCCGAAGGACCAUGGUGCUAUACUCGGGAUCCCACUGUUAGGAAGGAGAAGUGCCAUAUUCCCAAAUGUGGGGUACCCUUUGUUCCCUUACCAUCCCAGCCUGCUACAGAGUCAAAAACACCCACCAAGAAGGAAUGCUUGAAAAAUAAUGGCCUGGACUACACAGGAACCCUCUCUCUCACUAAGAGAGGCUUCAAAUGUCUCCCUUGGUCUUCCCCAAAAGCCGUCACCCUCAGAACCAAGGCAGACUUCAUCCCAGAAGUAACAUUGGUGCAGAACCACUGCAGAAACCCUGAUGAUGACUUUGAGGGACCCUGGUGCUUUGUGGAUUUCCCCAAUGUCACUAUGGAUUACUGCGAUCUGGAUAUGUGUGAUGAUCCCCUGAAAAAUUUUGAUGAGGAGGCUGUAGGGCAAAAAAGGACUUUUGAUUCUGGACCACGUAAAGCCUUCUUUGAUGCCAACAGUUUUGGUAACGGAGAAUUAGAGUGUGGAGACCGGCCGAUGUUCGAAAAAGAAAAUAAACAGGAUCAAAAUGAAAAAGAACUGCUGGAAUCAUACGGAGGAUCCCGAAUCGUCAAAGGCUUGGAUGCAGAAGUUGGUAGUGCACCAUGGCAGGUGAUGCUGUAUAAGAAAAGUCCCCAGGAACUUCUGUGUGGAGCCAGUCUGAUAAGCUCUGAAUGGGUCCUCACAGCAGCCCAUUGCAUCCUCUACCCGGCCUGGGGCAAGAACUACACCACAGAUGACAUUCUCGUACGCCUUGGCAAACAUUCCCGCACCAAGUUUGAGCAAGGCGUAGAAAAAAUCGCAGCCAUCGACAAGAUAAUUGUCCACCCGAAAUACAACUGGCAGAAAAACCUGAACAGAGACAUUGCUCUGUUACACAUGAAGAAGCCUGUUACCUUCACAACGCGAAUCCACCCCAUCUGUCUUCCAAACAAGGGAACUACAAGAAUGUUGUUAUUUUCUGGAUACAAGGGUCGGGUGACUGGUUGGGGAAACCUGAAGGAGACGUGGACCCCCGACCAAUAUUCACUGCCCUCCGUCCUGCAACAGAUCCACCUACCCAUAGUGGAACAGGACACCUGUAGGACCUCCACCAACAUCCCCAUCACAGACAACAUGUUCUGUGCAGGAUACAAACCAGAAGCUUCUACUAGAGGUGAUGCCUGUGAAGGAGACAGCGGAGGUCCGUUUGUUAUGAAGAAUCCAGAUGACAACCGGUGGUACCAGAUAGGAAUCGUCUCAUGGGGAGAAGGUUGCGAUAGGGAUGGAAAAUACGGAUUUUAUACCCACGUAUUUCGCAUGAUGAGGUGGCUAAAGAAAGUCAUCGAAGGUUCUUCUACUGAUAUUGAUUAAUAUGUUUUUCUUUAAUUAAAUGUUUUGCUGUUUAGGACAAUAAGCAAUAAAGGUGAGAGUGAUUGUU